UGGAGCCCUGGGGCGGAGCGCUGGUCUGCUGACCCUCCCACCACUAGGACCCUCCCCUCCCCUGACCCGCCCUUCCACGGCGCCCCGCCCCGGACGCGGGUGAGGGCGGGUUGCUGGAGGCUCGGGGCCGCCUGCACUUCACAGCCGAGCCCCGGGGCUGCGGCGGCUGCCUCCGUGCGACCGGGCUGGCCCCGUUCGGCCGCCGGGAGCCAGAGCCUGUGUCUUCCGCGCCAGACCCCCAACGCAAGCUCCCCGUGCCGAGCCGGGCGCUGGCCAGGAUGCGGACUUGUGAGCUUUGAACCAAUCCCAUGACCCUGAGCACGUUGGCCCGGGAAAGGAAGGCGCCCCCCGCCUGCACCUGCAGCCUCGGUGGCCCCGACAUGAUCCCCUACUUCUCCGCCAACGCGGUCAUCUCGCAGAACGCCAUCAACCAGCUCAUCAGCGAGAGCUUUCUAACUGUCAAAGGUGCUGCACUUUUUCUGCCACGGGGAAAUGGCUCAUCCACUCCAAGAAUCAGCCAUAGACGCAACAAGCAUGCAGGUGAUCUCCAACAGCAUCUCCAAGCAAUGUUCAUAUUACUUCGCCCAGAAGACAACAUCAGACUGGCUGUAAGACUAGAAAGUACCUAUCAAAAUCGUACUCGAUAUAUGGUGGUGGUUUCAACUAAUGGCAGACAAGACACUGAAGAAAGUAUCGUCCUAGGAAUGGAUUUCUCUUCUAACGACAGUAGCACUUGUACCAUGGGCUUAGUUCUGCCUCUCUGGAGUGACACCCUCAUUCAUUUGGAUGGUGACGGUGGGUUCAGCGUUUCAACAGAUAACCGAGUUCAUAUUUUCAAACCUGUGUCUGUGCAGGCAAUGUGGUCUGCUCUGCAGAGUUUACACAAGGCUUGUGAAGUGGCCAGGAUGCAUAACUACUACCCAGGCAGCCUGUUUCUCACCUGGGUGAGUUACUACGAGAGCCAUAUCAACUCAGAUCAGUCCUCAGUUAAUGAGUGGAAUGCAAUGCAGGAUGUGCAGUCCCACCGGCCUGACUCUCCAGCUCUCUUCACAGACAUACCAACAGAACGUGAGCGAACAGAAAGGCUCAUUAAAACCAAGUUAAGGGAAAUUAUGAUGCAGAAGGACUUGGAGAAUAUUACAUCCAAAGAGAUCCGAACUGAGCUGGAAAUGCAAAUGGUGUGCAACUUGAGAGAAUUCAAGGAGUUUAUAGAUAAUGAAAUGAUAGUGAUCCUUGGUCAAAUGGAUAGUCCUACACAGAUAUUCGAGCAUGUAUUCUUGGGCUCGGAAUGGAAUGCCUCUAACUUAGAGGACUUACAGAACAGAGGAGUACGGUAUAUACUGAACGUCACUCGAGAGAUAGAUAACUUCUUCCCAGGAGUCUUUGAGUAUCAUAAUAUCCGGGUAUAUGAUGAAGAGGCAACAGACCUCCUGGCAUACUGGAAUGACACUUACAAAUUCAUCUCGAAAGCAAAGAAGCAUGGAUCUAAAUGUCUUGUGCACUGCAAAAUGGGAGUGAGUCGCUCCGCCUCCACUGUGAUUGCCUAUGCAAUGAAGGAAUACGGCUGGAAUCUGGACCGCGCGUACGACUAUGUGAAGGAAAGACGCACAGUGACCAAGCCCAACCCCAGCUUCAUGAGACAACUGGAAGAAUACCAGGGCAUCUUGCUGGCAAGCAAACAGCGGCAUAACAAGCUCUGGAGAUCUCAUUCAGACAGCGACCUCUCAGACCACCAUGAACCCAUGUGCAAACCAGGGCUGGAACUGAACAAGAAGGAGAUCACCACCUCCGCAGACCAGAUUACUGAGGUGAAGACCAUGGAGAGUCACCCACCCAUACCUCCUGUCUUUGUGGAACAUAUUGUCCCACAGGAUGAAAACCAGAAAGGCCUGUGUACCAAAGAAAGAAUGAUCUGCUUUGAGUUUACUUCCAGGGAAUUUCGUGCUGGACAGAUUGAAGAUGAAUUAAACCUAAACGACAUCAAUGGAUGCUCAUCAGGGUGUUGUCUGAAUGAAGCAAAGUUCCCUCUUGAUAACUGCCAUGCAUCCAAAGCCUUAAUCCAACCUGGACAGGUUCCAGAAAUGGCCGGCAAGUUCCCAGACUUAACAGUGGAAGACUUGGAGACAGACGCACUGAAAGCAGAUAUUAAUGUCCACCUACUGCCUAUGGAAGAGUUGACAUCUCGCCUGAAAGAUCUUCCCAUGUCCCCUGAUCCUGAGUCACCAAGCCCCCAGCCCAGUUGCCAGGCUGAAGUCUCAGAUUUCAGUACAGAUCGCAUUGAUUUUUUUAGUGCCCUUGAGAAGUUUGUAGAGCUCUCCCAAGAAACCCGGUCCCGGUCUUUUUCCCAUUCAAGGAUGGAGGAACUGGGAGGAGGAAGGAGUGAGACCUGUCGACUGUCAGUAGAAGUAGCCCCCUGUGAAGGGACUGCUGAUGACCAGAGAAGCAGCUCUUUGAGUAACACUCCCCAUGCAUCCGAAGAAUCUUCAAUAGAUGAGGAACAGUCAAAGGCAAUCCCAGAACUGGUCAGUCCUGACAUCUUCAUGCAAUCUCACUCAGAAAAUGCAAUUUCAGUCAAAGAAAUCAUCACUGAGAUUGAAUCCAUCAGUCAAGGAGUUGGGCAGAUGCAACUGAAAGGAGACAUCCCAUCCAACCCUUGCCACACACCAAAGAAGAAUUGUGUCCAAGAGCUGCCCCUUGAGAAGGCCCAGACCCUGGAAAACAAACCUGGAAAUAUGGAGCAGAAUGACGAUUCCUGUCCCACCCAGCCUGAACCAGCCAAAGACUCAGGAAAGGGGGACCCUGAAGGCUGCCUAAUCCCACACUCAUCCACAGACUUGGAAGAGGAAGAAGCAGCAGAGGGGGACCAAGAGCUUGGGGGCCAGGGGGUGCAUCCCAGUGCCAAGUGGUGCCCUGGGUCUGUCAGACGAGCCACGUUGGAGUUUGAGGAGCGGUUGCGGCAGGAGCAAGAGCACCAUGGUACUGCCUCUGCUUGUACCUCAUUGUCCACUCGCAAGAACUCCAAGAAUGAUUUUUCUGUGGCAGAUCUAGCACUAAAAGGGAAGAGUGAUGAAGCCACCCUGGAACAUUCAUUGGCCCCCAAGGAACUAGAGAUGAGCAAGGGCAAAGGGAAAUGUGGUGGGGCGGAGUCUGGCUCACUCCCCGACUCCGAGCAAAAUGCCUUUGUCCCCACCACCGAGCUGCAGGCCUCUCACCCCGUACCAGUCCCCCAGGAGAGCCCAGGGCCAGAUUCUAAAACCAAGCAAGAGGGCGUCUUGAAGGAGCAGAGGACUCUAGUUUCCUGCCAGGGCUCUGACACCUGGGCCGUCCCAGUCCCCCUGCCCAAGAAGAUAGAAAUCAUUGAGUAUACCCGCACGGUGACAUCGCCAGAUCACACAGGCAUGAGAGGUGACAUAGCCACCCCUGAAAAGAGUGGGGAGCAAGCAACAAGGAAGGUGAAAGUGGAGAAGACCAUCACUGUUGUCUGUGCCCUGGAUGAAAAUCUGAACCAGACUCUAGGUCCCCAGCAGGUUUCUCUGCAGCCCCACGUGCUACCUCGGCCGCCUCCUUCCUCUCCUGAGCACAGUAGGUGCACUGAGCCACCCCCCACCUUGAGCAACCCCGAAGACAGGGGCCACAGCCCCCCAACCGCGCGGGACACAGCAGCACCUUUUGUCAGUCACACAACCCAUGUGCCGUCUGCCAGUUUGGAUUACCUGCACCCCCAGACUGUGGUCCACCUGGAAGGCUUCACGGAGCAGAGCAGCACCACAGACAGCGAGCCCCCCACGGAGCCAGGCUUCGGGGAGGGCAGGCACGAGGGGCUCCUUUCCGGGAGCAAAGAGACGCCCUCCACGGGCUCCCUGUUAAGCAGCGAAGACCUAAGUUUAAUUAGCAAACAGGGUGACAGUAUCGGGGACUUAGCAGAAAAACUGGACCCGUCACCUGGAGCCCAACCACUCCCACACAGCUCUAGUAGUGACAGUCUAAAGGGUCUCAGCCACAGCCCCGGUGUGGUGAAGGAGCGCACCAAGGAAAUCGAGUCCCGGGUGGUUUGCCAGGCAGGGCUCCCCAAAGCGUCCCAAAUGAAGCGCUCCAUGUCCCUCGCCAAGUUAGGUUACUUGGACCUGUGUAAAGACUGCCUCCCAGAAAGGGAGUGUGUCUGCUCCGAGGCCCCUCAUCUCAAACUGCUUCAGCCCUUCAUCAGAACAGACUCAGGCAUGCACACUGUAGUGGGCCCAGAGCCCCCCCAAAACCCAGAUGCCUCCCAGAACCCAGAGCCCACUAAGUAUUUUGUAGAGCAACUCAAAACAACAGAGUGUAUCGUGCAGAGCAAGCCAGUGGAGAAGCCCCUGGUACAGUAUGCCAAAGAAUUUGGUUACAGUAAGCAGUGUUUGCCCCCCAGGGCAGGGCCCGAAUUGACUAGCUCUGAAGGAGGCCUUCCCUUGCUGCAGACUCAGGGGCUGCUGGGCGCAGCCCCCGCUCCUGGGCUGGCUGUGGCCCCUCGUCAGCAGCAUGGCAGAACUCACCCCCUUCGAAGACUGAAAAAGGCAAAUGAUAAAAAACGGACAACCAACCCCUUCUAUAACACCAUGUGAUUCUGAGCCUACACAUGUGACUUUCUUAAAUCCUUGUAAAAGGGGCAGGUGUAAUAUGUAAGGAAUAUGCACUUUAUCGGUUAAUUUUUAUAAUAUUUUGGUCAUUUUACUGUUCCUGGCGCAUGCAGGGUUUGGGUCUUUUUUCUGGAUGACUGUGAGUGCGUGUGUGUAUGCGAGAGAGAUUGAAAGAGAAAAGAGAGAUUUGAACAGCAAGACCAUAUUUUCAUUUGUAGAAAAUUCAAACCUCAAAGAAAGCUCAUUUUCAAGAAACACCUUUGUCGAAGGCAAAUAAAUUGCUGUUUUUCAAUCAGCUGCCACCUGCCCCUCUUUUCACCAUGAGGAAAGGCGGCUGCUUGCUGGAGCGGGGAAGGAAGCAGAUGGGCAGGGGGCCGCUGGAGCAGGAGACUGGACAUGCUCGCCAGGGCCUGUGUGGUGAUGGUUUGAUUCCAGACCUGAUGCAUUGGUAGGGCUGAAAGACAGCAGGACAGGAGAGAACCGUCAACCUCUGGGCCCAGCCUCUUGGCGUUCCAGAAGUGAUCGGAUUCUGCUUUGCUCUAACGGGGAUCUCCUAGACUCCAUUUCUUCUGGUAUUUCCAGCUCUCUCAUUACAGGAAGGCAUGAUGACUGGCUUUGUAGACGUAGCAAGCAAAUAGUUUACUUUCCCUGAGCAAAUACUUUUUUUAAUUAAAAGCAAGCUGCCAAUUGAAUCCAAGAACUUCUCUGUAGAGGAGGGCUUAAGAGAUCGAGAAGGGGGACCCGAGCAGUGGUGCAGUAGGUAGGGCGCUUGCCUUGCACGAAGCUGACCCACCUCCAAUCCUCAUAUGGUCCCCUGAGCACAGCUAGGAGUGAUCCAAAAACCAAAAUAAAAGGAAAUGGAGAGGCGGAAGUGGGAGGCAGAAUGGCUGCCGCCCCAAUAUCUUCCUGGACCUGUGACGAGCUCCACCCAGCGAUCAUCCCUUCCCCUCUCCCACGUGGGAAUGUGUCAGCAGCUACCUCCCAACUAGACACAGUAGGGACACGUUUGAAAAACAGCAAUUGAAAGUCUGUGUGUUCUUGUAAAAUGAAUACAUCUGUAGGGUUUUAACCCUUCCAUUACUUGAAUAAUUCAGUGGGCCUUCAGAGUUUAAUGGCCUUUUUUUUUUUUUUCAUUUUAUUUUCUUCCCUCAUGUUGUUUAUCCCAGUACUGCCUUUUUAUUUUUUAAUUUCAUAGAUGAUAUUUGAAUUGUUACAUAUGUAUAACCUCCAUUGAAUGCAAAGUUUUCUUUUUGAUAUUAUCACUGUUAACACUUGACAUAAGGGUUUUUUUUCCCCCUCUUUCUGGAAGAGUUGUCAUUUUUCUGGUUCAUGCACAGUGUUUAUGUACAUAAUGUCAAUCUUUCACAAUGUUUUGUCAUUGAUGUUAUAAGGUCUUUUUAUUCUUUUUUAAUAAGAUGUAAAGCUGCAACUGGAAAAGACACAGACACCACAGAAAUGAAACUGAUGAGUGUUGGUAGGAAUCUGCAGAGCAUAUUCAUGGUGAUUUUAAUUGUUUAAAUGGAGACUUCUAAUCGCCAGCUCCUGCCAAAUUAUGUGUUAGUAGCUUCCUCCUCAGAGAAAUCCCUAGAGGCUCCCAUUAGAUCAGUUUGAAUAAAGCGUGAUUUCUCUUUGAGACUAAAAAAAAACCCAAAACGUUGUUUGCCGGUAGCUCAGCCACCUCGAGGGAAAAUGUACAAGUGCGCCCAUGCCGCCCUCCCUCAGUGGAAACUCCUAAUGGAAGCUUCGGGGAGACUUGGCCAAGGGCAGGGCCCUUAAUUGAGUCCAUUUAGGAUGCUGUUGCUUUGCUGCUAUUGUGAAGAUCCUUAACACAAGAGCAUCUGCCAUAAAUAAAUAAGCCUAUAAAUAAGCCAAUUUCCGCUUCUUACAGCAAACAUAUUUAGCCUAGAAUGAAACCCCCUCUGCAGCUCAUCAAAAUUGAAGAGAUUUGCAAGUUUUCUUCCUGUGUGUUUUGGCUAUUGCUGGAAGAGUUGUCAUUUUUCUGGUUGACCAAGAACAGACUUGAGAUGAAGGGGUUGGGCCUGUGACAGCCGUGAAAGGAGGCAGAUACAGAGACUGCAAGGUGAUGUCAGAGGCCAGAGUUUUGUGAGUACAGAGAGUGAGUGACCCAAGGAGAAAGAGAAGUUGGGCUGAGCCCCACCACAAGUGUUCUGAGUUUAAGCGAGAGCCAAGGCAGGUAUGACAUCACUGUCAGGAGGCGGGUUGGACAGAAACCUGCUUAAACAUUUUUGUGCUACAGUAGUGACAUGUGACUCUCCCUCAUGUCCUUCAGUAUUCAGAGGUACCAUUCACAUAACUUAGUGACUGCAGGAUCAGGUGGUGUUUGCUUAGAUGCUGUGUAACAGCGUAAGGACGGGCUUAGAAGUUUACAGGGCUCAUGCAUCCGCCCUGCCCUGUUUCACUGAAGCAGUUUAACCACCAGUGUGAUUGGCUGGGGGUGGGGGGUAAGAAAUUGUCAUGUGGAGCAGGAGGCUUUUUUAAGAGAGUGCUCUCCACCGACCUGUGUUAACCCCUUCAGGUGGCCAUAUCCCUUGUAAGUCCAAGUAGAGUCAACAGUAUUCCACUGCUCUCUUCUUCCUUGCUACUGUGUUAAUGCUUACUCUUACUGCAUUAAAUAAUAAUGAGGACAUCCUCCAAUGCUGUGAAGAAAUACUUUUUGAAGAGUGAAAGAAAUAGUCUUGCUCUGCCUCCCCUUUAUUUAUUUUUUUAAUCAUUUCACUUACCUGCCUAAAUAAACGUUCUCUUAGCAGGGUCCAUAGUUCAGCCAUGCCAUGAGGUUUUUUCACUUACCCUGUCAAAUUCCAACCAUUGGGUUUUUACGGAAUUUUUUUUUUUUUUGGUUUGGUUUGGCUUGGGAGGGGGGCGGUUGUUUUGUUGUGUUUUAACCUAACUGAGAGAUGUCAUGAAAUCACAUAAUGAACUCUCAAGGACUUUUCCAACUUUUGUCUUUUCAACCUUUUUUAUAAUCUUGAGUGGCCUUUUGCCCUUUUCUGUUUCUGGAAAAAACCCAACUCAGAACAGCAGAUUUGGUAGACUGAAAAGCCUGGAACUCUUGCUCAGUGCCUUUCUCUGUUUAUUUUGAAAAUCCUGGUUUGACUCAGUUACUCUAAAGGAUAGUGAGCGAGAGGGUGAGAGAGAGAGAGAGAGAGAGAGAGAGAGAGUGAGUGAAUGAGAGAGAGAGAGAGUGAGAAUUAACAUUUUGGUGUAGAGCCAGGAGCACACAUGUUGUGAGCUGUCAUUUGGGUGGUUACUGGUCAAUAGGAAGGUGAGAUAACCUAAUCCUUUCUUUAGACACACAUAGGAAUAGUGUGUACUAUAGAGACAGUAGUGCUAUAGUGUAGUAAUAGUCAUCUCUCCUCAUUUUGGUUGCCUUUCAGAUUCUGAAUGUUUGGGAUCAUUCCUAGCAUCUCAGCCUCUUCAGGCUCUUUAGCAUUUUCCUGACUCUGUACUUUUAUCCCAACUGGUAAUUCCUCUUUCUCAUUUUGGGAACUACCACAAGCUCCAAGGACAGCCUGAGGAUGCCAGCCCAAGCUCUGAGGUCUCCUCCUGAUAAAGGAUCCCAGACAGAUGCUUUGGGGUAGACUUCAUGGAAAUCUUUGCCUGUGUCAUCUGAGAAUUUCAGUUCCGAAGUGAUCUAAGCAUGUUUGGUAAAGAUGUUUUUGUGACGAUUGUUUCUCUUUUUCCUUUCAAGAAAGUAUUAUGCAAAAAGGGUCACUUACAAGGGCAUUUUUUUUAUUUCAAUAAAGCCGUUAGUUGGCUUUUUCUUUUCUUUUCUUUUUUGGACAACUAUUUUGUGGAUACUUUGUUUACAUUGUGAGUAUUAAAAUGUUCUUCAUCUUGACAGCCGCUCAGUCUCCCUGCCCCUCCAGGCACCCGCACUGGCUGUCCUGUAUGUCCUCCAUGUGGUGAUCAGCCCUGGGGGGUGAGCGGGGAAACCUGGAACCAGCUUCCAUCCGUGUCCUGCACUCCCCUCCAACACUCUGUGUGCAAAUAGUCCUUUCCUCAGUGAUGGUGGCUUCUAGUGAUGGUUAUAAUGGUGAAUGACUAGUAGUGUUUUUUUUUUCAUUUUGUUUUGCUUUUUGAUAAUAGAUGAGAUGAAAUAUUAGCGCUUUCAGCACCAAUCUAAAACCACAUUGGGCUUUGUUUUCCCUGCCAAACUGAAAAAGAUCAAGGCAUGCCUUGGCAUAAAUGUAUUUGCUUCAACUCAACCAGCGCCCAUAUUUGAAAAAAAAAGCCUUCCGCGAAAGCAGAAGGUUCACACUCCUAACCCUUCUCCCAGGGACGGGGUCCCUCGAUGCCAUGGAGAACCAAUGCCAGGUGCUUCUGUGCCUUUCCAGCCUGGAGUGGAGGGUGACUGGGCUCCUCUUGUGAAAACAGCACCAGCCUCACUUUCUCUGCCCCAGAGAUCUAGGACAGGCUUUCUAGACUGGAAUUGUCCUUCAUCAACUUGAAGUUGCCCCCUGGACAUGUGACUAGUGCUGCCAUCUUCAUCCCCGCAAUGGCACUGGGGCAACAUCCUGUGUGCACAGGCAGAGCUGAUGCCCAAAAUGAAAACUGCAGAACUGGCCCUGAGUGAUUCCCAAUCAAUAAGCCCACAGGAAAUUGUUUGUUAUAUUGGAUUUUGAUUUGCUUGGCAUAGCUUAACGUGCCUUUUCUUUUCCUUUCUUCUUAUUUUUUUUUAAUAGCCUUUCUUUGUAGGACUUGUUUUAAAUAUGGAAAACAAGUCCACAAAACUCUCCCACCGACUGUUACCUUUGCCCCAGGCUACCCCAAACUUUUAUGCUCACAUUUUAUUAAAUAAAGCAGGUGCUCCCUGGAAUCUCUGGGACCUUUUUGAGGCAUUUGAAGCAGAAUAUAAAGAGUGGUCUCAUCUCCUUCCUUAAUCUUCUUGGUGGUCGGGAUGUUCCACUUGUAUCAUAGAUUUUUUUAUUACUGAUGUGCUCCGCUGUUUUUAAAUGUGAACUUGUGCGCAAAUGUGCAGAUUCAAUGUUCUUGUUACAGAUUGAAUAAAUUUUUAUUUUGAAGAUGAAAUGUGUGCUUUGUCCAGUGCUAUAAGGGAGGGGGGUGAUGGGGAGAGUGGGGGCGCUGGAAGAGAACAGUGAUCUUCAACAUGGAGCCAUUCUCAUCGGUUGAUGAUCAUCGGAUAUACCUUAGCUAAGAUCUAAUAACACUUAUAUGGUUUUCUCUUUCCCACAAAGAGAAAUAGGAUCACUGAAAAUUAUUUUAGGCAGUGUGGCUACAAUCAAGCCUGAUCCAAAAGGCUCUUGCCAAAACCUCCACCUAAAUAUUAGGGGAAUGAAUAAGCAAAGGAACUGAAGUUCCACUGCCAUCUGUGGUG
Sorex araneus (European shrew) is the source of this 9966-nucleotide messenger RNA. It is a transcript of the gene SSH2, whose product is annotated as slingshot protein phosphatase 2. Gene Ontology annotation, molecular function: actin binding; protein tyrosine/serine/threonine phosphatase activity. NCBI's taxonomy places the organism in Eukaryota, Metazoa, Chordata, Mammalia, Eulipotyphla, Soricidae. Gene Ontology annotation, biological process: negative regulation of actin filament polymerization; protein dephosphorylation; actin cytoskeleton organization. Bases 309 to 4595 code for a protein of 1428 amino acids. The transcript is spliced from 14 exons. The record is from RefSeq and is a predicted model, not a curated record. Gene Ontology annotation, cellular component: cytoplasm.